Prorocentrum cordatum is the source of this 1594-nucleotide messenger RNA. NCBI's taxonomy places the organism in Eukaryota, Dinophyceae, Prorocentrales, Prorocentraceae. The record is from the annotation of a GenBank genome assembly.
AUGGUGAGGGAGAACGCGAUCCCCCCCAAAACCCUCCGCGAGACUCUCGGGGGCGCCGCUGGGGACGAGAGCAUCGCUUUCGGCGAGGCCCUCGCGCACGCCGGCGGCAUGAAACCCCAUUUCCACGCUGGCAUCCCACACGGCCACGUAGGGCAAGAGGGGAUGUCGAAGAUCGCGGAUCUUCCUGCUGCGCCCAUGAACGUCCACGCAGGCACGAAGAUAUCUUACUUCGGGGACCUGCUGAUGAACCAGGCUUACGAGGAGAUCAAGGGCCCUGACGGGAAAACGGUCGGUGUCCUCACUGACUGGAAGGGCCCCCAAGGGCAACCGUGCCGUUUGGACGUGGUCAAGGACCUUGCCACGAAGUCCAAUUUCAGUAGCCUCCCUCCACCGUUCAACCUCAAGAGCCAAACUGAUGGGCCGCACGUCACGCAGACGUUCGUCGCGGGCGCUGGCGAGGGCAAAGUGUUCAUUCUCAGGGGCGUUGGCCUGAAGGGCCAGUUCCUGAAGAUGGCCAAUCCAAGCCGCAUUGCGAUCCGUUAUCUCCUGGAGAAACUCGGCUGCCUACAGAUUCGCUUGCCCGCGCUGACCGCCACGGCGAAGCCUGGCAAGCGUUCGACCGAGCGGGGUCAGAAGCAGGAGGGGCACGGCAACAUCGAGAAGAAGGGUCCGAAGAGCAACAACCGCAAUCAGUUCAUGGAGUUCGCGGACAGGGACAAUCUUCGACCGCGCGGAGACCAACGACCCUCAGUCAAAAUCUACGGUUGGGAAGAGCCCCGCGUGGCCCGGGCGCUGCGGAACCAUGCGAGCGGGCGCGUCAACGCCAAGCGCCUCUCUGUCUGGGUGCUCACGCUGAAGGACUUCGAGCCGCGGUUCAUCAACGAAGUGCUCGCGAAGAACCCACCAACUCUUCGCCGCCACGGCGUGCCCUGGAUCGGCAAGGCAAGCGCGGGGAAGCCGGCGGCGUCGAAGACACUUGCGUUCUUGAUGCCCAUGCUCGAGAUCGAUGCCCUCGAGGGCGAUGUCAGAGAGGGCGCGCCCGAGCCUUCAAUUGCCACCGCCAAGCAUUCUGAUUUCUUCGAGGGCGAGCCCGCGGAGAGGGCGCCGCCCGCGGUGUUCGGCGACGGGGACUUGCACGAGCAGGACGCGCCCGCGUUGAAGGCCUUCCUCAACCCGAGCGAGGCCGCGAACAACAGCUACGACAAUGCCUCGGAGAAGCGGUUGGUGGCAGAAUGGCACCAGAAGAAACCAAUGGAUAUCACGAUCCAGCAGAUCAUGGAUCUCAUCGCGCCCUCCAGGAAGCUGAUCACGGUGGAAGAGGACAUGAAGGCCCUGCUCGCGAGGGCCCACGUCGUCGUCACCACGGACACUCGCGUGCAUUUCCGCUUGGCAUCCGAUGAGUUUCCAGAGGGCGGCGCCGUGCCCUUCUACUUAUACAGCAAGAAGUCAAAGCCUGGCCUCUUCAAUUACUCACCAGAGGCGCGCGCGUGCUUCGGCAUGCACAACGGCGACCCGAUCUCUCCGAACAACUACCCGCCCGACGUCAAGGAGAAGGCGGAGCGGCCCCUGAAUUUCGCGAAGCGCCUGAUGCGCG